Molecule: messenger RNA, 762 nt
Organism: Cladophialophora carrionii CBS 160.54
Lineage: Eukaryota; Fungi; Ascomycota; Eurotiomycetes; Chaetothyriales; Herpotrichiellaceae
Exons: 2
Coding region: 1-762 (253 amino acids)
Source: RefSeq, a predicted model, not a curated record
AUGUUCAUGAAGGUGGUGCUCGUGUUAGUUGCGGCGUUCCUCCCGCUGCAGGAAUCGACCGCCCUGCCCUUCAACGGUACUCACCCGGCGUUCCUUAACAGCACCCACCCCGCCAUUCUUAAUGGCACCUGGCCGGGCAUCUUCAACGGCACCCGCCCCGCUGCCCUCAACGAGCGGGAUGAUUACAACCUCCAAGACGUCGUGAUCGGCUGCAACGACGACAAAUGCGCCAUUAAAACGGUGCUUGUCGACGCCAACGCCCCGAAGUACUCUCACACAUGCCCACGGAUGGCCCUGGCGGCAAAGGCCAACUACCUCGAAUUCUGCGAGGAGAAGAGGGACGGCAUGUGCCUGACGCCCAUCAAUACUCCCAAGUGGCCUGAGAUAACGGUGUGCUGCGGCGACUGGGUGUAUGUCGAAGACCCGUACUACAAGGACUACCCCACUAUGCGCGAUCCCGAGACGGGCGAAGAAGUACCCCUCAAGACGGGUGCAGACCUCUACGUGUGGCCUUCCCCAAACGAUUACCUCAAGAAUGACCAAGUGUGGGAGGACCAUCCGGACUGGAUGUUCCGCGAGGUGAUCAAGCCCAACGCAUGGGAGUUCAAGGUCGAACUGCCCGUGUGCGGCCUCUGGGUGCCGCAGUCGGAGCCGCAAUUUCAGUACUUCAUGCAGAACCUCCGGUCGACAUAUCACAUCGACGAGGUGAAGGAGACGGAGGACUCCAACAUGGAUGCAGUCGGGCCACCAGACGACCCAUAG